Heterostelium album PN500 is the source of this 1398-nucleotide messenger RNA. Its product is annotated as histidine kinase. Lineage: Eukaryota; Evosea; Eumycetozoa; Acytosteliales; Acytosteliaceae. The coding region runs from base 1 to 1398 and encodes 465 amino acids. The record is from RefSeq and is a predicted model, not a curated record. The transcript has a single exon.
AUGAAAGAUCUUUCAAUUGUAAUUCCAACUGUUAAUUUAUCAAAUAUUAGUAGAUCACCAUCAACUCCAUCACCAUGUUCACCAUCAACUAUCCAAAGAACACCACAGUUUGAAAAUGACGGUUGUAUGCUCUGUGUAAAUGGUACUCCAUGUUGUCUUCAGAAGCGUCGUGCCACCUGGACACUAAAGCUGAGAGUCGCUCUCUACUGUCUCAGUGUGCUCCACCCCGAUAAGAAAUACUUCAAUCUGAAAAAAGAUAUCUAUACCUACGUAGACAAUCACUGGGACUUGCUUUCGAUCAACACUGCCAAGUCUGACCGUUGGCGUAAACAAGUCCAAGACUCUCUCAGUCAUUGUCGUCACUUUGAGUCGGGUUGGGAUGCAAUGGGAUGCAACGGACACUGGCGUCUCAUCCAGCCAUUGAAUCCAUGGAGUUUCCCCCCAGAACGCGAGAAUAUAAUGAUGUUGGAAGACGACGAAGGUGUAUAUACCCCAGACUCCAGCUUGUCGCCACGUCCCUCCAAGUCGCCACGAGAAGAUCCACUCUACAGAAAUUUCCCCAAGCGUCGAUCUCUCAUCGAAGAGGAGUUGGAAAAUCGUAAGCGUAAGGUUGUUGACGCAGACAUCCAAACAGUGUCUGCAGGCAUGGAAGAGGAGGGACUGUUGAUGCUCAAGUAUUCACCAAUGAUAUACGCCGAGACACCGUCGCCAAAGUGCAGAACUCCACGUUCCAACACAUCCUCCACAACCAGUCCAUCGAUCCUUGGCAACAGUCCAAUGUUGGCAUCGAGCGGAACCUACUUUACACUCUCAAACUUUAGCAAUAACCUCACACUCAACUCAUCUGGCAACAACAAUCCUAUAUAUCACCCAACAGCAUCGCAUCCACCCUCCAAUCUCUCAGUUCAAUCCAACAUUACCAUCCUCGACAAUUCCAAUCCAUCAUCGCCAAGAGGAUCGCCACUCUCCAGUCCAACUAUUCCACACAGCCAGUCUUCCACAUCAGGUGCCUCUGCAACUCAACACAUCUCACCACCAAUCCCCUCGAUCCCAUUCUCUUGGAAAUCCAACUCCAACCUGUCGUCAUCGCCAGUCAACGUUGUCACCUCGAAUCUGUAUAACAAACAGGUAUCGGGAAUGAGUGACAACGUUAGAGAAUCUUCUAAAGCCAACACCCUACCCAAUCCAUUCUCUGGCCCACCCUCACCCAAAUACUCUACACCAUCGCCAAACUUCUUCACCGCCAACAGCAAUCUGAAAGUACCAACAGAACUUCUCCAAAAGUCGUCACCUGUAAUACUUACCACCACCAAUGGACAACCAACAUCACCGUCGUCAUCACCCAACAACCUCUCCAAACUUCAACAACAAAAUCUCAUUUUGAACUGUACAUAUUAA